AUGGUUUAUUUGGCUGUGCUGCCUGUGGUCCUGUGUUUACAGGGCCGUGAUGUAGGUCCACAGCCUGACACUGAAAACUGCACCCCUUUAUCGCCCCAUCUACAGCCGGCCGGCACACUCAGCUCCGCUCUGCUGGAGAGGAGACAGGUUUCAGUUGCAUCUACCUGCUCCCAAAACCCCCAGGAUCUAUUUGUCCUGCAGUGGUCAAUGAUCUCCGCUGGACCGCCUUUGGCCGCCCCGAGUGCCUCGCACACGACCGCCGCAGCGGCUGCCAUGAUAAUGAGUGAGUCCGAGGUUAGCUGUGACGUGUCCCCGGACACCAGCGAUAUUCUGAGGUUGCUCGGAUGUAAACAGCAGGCUCCGGAGAGAGCCAGGGAGCAGCUUCUGGAAGGGUUCCGUCCAGCUCUGGUUCUGUGUUGUGUCCUGCGCCAAAGGCACGAGGGUCAGGCCGUUGGCGCCCAGGUGGGCUUGGGAAACUGUCUGAGGUCUGUGGCCGCCGUUCAACAAACGCACGGUGGUCCUCGUGGAGGAAACAGACGGCUACGUCCUCAACGCCUUGUGCAUCCUCCUUGUGUUUAUGCCACGCCGAGGUGUAACCCGUUCCACGCCGGGAUCCCAGACCGGAGACACACACGCUGUCAGACUAAACAGGAAGCCCGGGCAGGAGUUAUCCAGGGGCAGGGCCAGAAGAAUGCCAGGUCAUGGGGUGUGCCGGGGUGCUCCGGGGUGGCAGUGCUCCCCUGGCCUUGGAGCAGAUGGCCCGUACGAAGGCUUUUGACGAGAGCAGAGGCCCCACGGGGGGAGAGGGUGGGGGGAGAGUUCAAGGCUGGGCGCAGUGCUUUGCAGCUAAAAGGAAGACUUGUCUUGUUGUUCUCUAAAAACAGUGGAACAAUACGCCAGUUUAGCUCGCAGCAGAAGGCAAACACCAGCAUGGGAAACUCAGAGAGCCAGUACAGCAUUGAGGGUCCAAAAAGCACAAACUCCAUCUUUCCUGGGAAGCAGAAGCCGUACGCGCUGAAGCCCCGUUCAGCCAGAGACGACGUCCUGUCCCCACACACGUGGUGGAAGAACACUGCGGCCGGCUCGGGGUACAAAGCCAGGUGUGUCGGCCGCGGCUGUCUGUCCCCUCCUAAAAGUCGGCCGCCUUACUCUGCCCAGCGCUGUGACUAUGUCUCCAAAGGGGCCCGGGGCAGCCCGGCCGAGCACCACUGGCACCGGUCCCCCGGCUGCGGCAUACGCAAGCGGCACAUGUCGGACGCAUACGAAGAGAAUCCAUACGGGACGGAGCUCAGUGGAAGUGGAUGCAGCGACGAGCACAAGGUUUUAGACGAGCAAAGCAGUCCCAGGGUGGUGAUCAAGAAGGAUGGUACCCUCAGGGUGGAGUUCACCAACACCUCAGGCGGCCCCCUCCUCCUGGGUGAGGCCUCUGGCCCCGUCCAGCUCCUCAAAUUUUCUCCAAAUCUGGAGUCCGCUUCCACUCCCAGCCUGCCCGGUUCCAGCGGCAGUCGGCAGGACGACCACCGCGGCGGCCCGCCGCCGCCAGCCUCUACCUCCUCCACAGCCAGAACCAGCAAGGGCAGCUCCCUGAGCUCCGAGGGCUCGUGGUACGACUCCCCGUGGGGACCCAGCACAGAGCUCGCCGAGCAGGACCAGGCCUGCUCCGCCAGCAGGACGUUGGUGGACUCCCCCGUUCGGCAACUGGAAUCCUUUGCUGAGCAGUGUCCCAUGUCCAUCGCAGACCUUUACAGGGACCCGGCGAUGGCGGCCACCUUUCCUACGGGGAGGGACCUGUCCUCCCAGUUGCUAGAGGCCUCACCGAGCCAGAGGUCCCACCGGGCCUCCUUCGCCGCCGUGCUGGACGGUCCUCUAGAGGAGGAGUGCUCAGAGCCCCGCCAGUACUCGUCCUACACUCUGCCCUGCCGCAGGGCCAAAGCCCACACCGUCACCGAGGAGCUGGACCAGUACCAGGACCAGAAGCAGGACCGGGAGCCGGCCGGACACGAGUUUGGCCCCCAUAAAAAAGGCUCCAUCAAAAACCGCAUGAGACGCUUCAGUGACUGGACGGGCAGCCUCAGCCGCAAGAAGAGGAAGUCUCAGGAGACGAGAUACAAGGACCUGAGCGAUGCCUUCGACAGCGGGGUGGAUGGCCUGACGGCAGACACCAGCUCCCCCUCCCAAGUCUCCAGCCUCCUGUGGAUCCCCGGGGCCUCCCGGGCUCAGUCCUCCGGAGCCAUCCACCAGACGACCAACGACGCCGUCCGCCAGAACAUCUACGAGAACUUCAUGAGGGAGCUGGACAUGGGCGCCGGACAGGGGGGAGGCGAGAGGGGAGACCCGUCCACGGGCACCGAGGAGGGCGAGAGCAGCAGCGAGUCGGCCGAGGGCUCCCUGGAGCAGCUGGACCUGCUGUUCGAGAAGGAGCAGGGCGUCGUGAGGCGGGCCGGCUGGCUCUCCUUUAAGCCCCUGGUAACCCUGCACAAGGACAGAAAGCUGGAGCUGGUGACCCGCCGGAAGUGGAAGCAGUUCUGGGUGACCCUGAAAGGGUGUACGUUACUCUUCUUUGAAACGUACGGUAAAGGCCCCCCGGAGCAGGAGCUGUCGCCCCGCUACGCCCUCCUGGCAGAGGACAGCAUCGUCCAGGCUGUCCCUGAGCACCCCAAGAGGGAAAACGUCUUCUGCCUGAGCAACUCGUUUGGGGACGUCUACCUCUUCCAGGCCAGCAACCAGACCGACCUGGAGAACUGGGUGACGGCCAUCCACUCUGCCAGCGCCUCGCUGCUGGCCAAGCGCCAGGGGAAGGAGGACACGGUGCGCCUGCUGCGGAGCCAGGUCCGCGGCCUGCUGCAGAAGAUCGACAUGGACGGCAAGAUGAAGAAGAUGGCCGAGCUGCAGCUGACGGUCGUCAGCGACCCAAAGAACCGCAAAGCUAUCGAGAAUCAGAUCCAGCAGUGGGAGCAGAACCUGGAGCGGUUCAACAUGGACCUCUUCAGGAUGCGCUGCUACCUUGCCAGUCUGCAGGGGGGGGAGCUGCCCAACCCCAAGAGCCUGCUGGCCAUCGCCAGCCGUCCCACCAAAACCACCCUGGGACGCCUGGGGAUUUUUUCCGUGUCCUCCUUCCACGCUCUGAUCUGUUCCAGAGACGAGGCCAUGGUGAGGCGCCGCUCUUUGUCCCUGACUUGCAGACAGCGCAAGAGAGGCCUGUUUUCCUCUCUCAAAGGCCUCGACAACUUCACUAAGAGGGGUCGGGAGAAAAGGCCCUCUGCGUCUCAGAUCUUUGAGAGCGAUGCUGGAGGCCAGACGUACGCCCUGCCCCCCAGAAGCUCCGAGCGGCUGGACGUGCUGGCCAGCAUAUACUCCAUGUCGCCCCCCGAGGGGGGCCUUUGGGACGGUGUCUGCAGCCCCCCCGACGUGGUGAUGCGCGUCCGCAUGCAGGACGGCCUGACAAUCCAGGUUCCGGUCAGAAGAGACCAGACGGCUGCCGACCUUCUCUGCGCAGCCUGCAAGGUGAAACAACUGGACCCGGACUCACACAGCCUGCGGCUGCACGGGCAGGACGGGGGGGGGCGCCACCUGGCUCCCGGGGAGCUGCUCCGCGACCUGGUGGGCGAGGAGCUGGAGGUGGUUCCGGCGAGUGUGUUUUCUCUGCACAUGAGGAGGCCGAGCAGCUCGGCAGACUUCGGUUUCGCCAUAACGGGCCACAUAGACACCCAGAAGAACAGCAGGAUUUUUGUCAACGAAGUGCUCCCCGAUGGGCCGGCGUUCUGCGAAGGUCUGCGUCCGGGCGACGAGAUCCUGACGCUGAAUAGCCGCUGCGUCUCGGGUUUGGAUCUGGCCUUGAUCCAGACCCUGUUCGCCGAGCAAACCCUGCACCUGAGGCUGAGGAGGGCCGGUCCGGCGGGGGCCGCCGCCUGCCCGCCCCCCCCCUGCAGACAGAAGCAGGAGCUCCGCAGCAAGCACCACAGAGCCAAGUCCUCCUCAGAUGUGUGUGCCGCAGCAGAGUGUGGCGAUACCCUGUGCGUAGGACUGGAGAACGGUCACUCCCACUGCGCACACAGGCCCGUUCAGCACAGCAAGAGCGUGGACACCGUGUGCACCCUGUACCAAUCCUUCCAGGAAGGCCCGGGGUCCGGCGGGGGGAUGGACGACGGCCGGAACGCCUCGGCGGGGGAGGGGGGGGGCGGCGGCCGGACCGGGCACCCUGCUCCGGCCCACCUGAGCGCCCCCGAGAGGCUGCGCAAGGUCAUCCAGGAGCUGGUGGACACGGAGAAGUCCUAUGUGAAGGAUCUGGACUGCCUGUUUACCAUCUACCUGAAACCCCUGCAGAACGAGACCUUCCUCACACAGGAUGAGAUGGAGAGUCUGUUUGGCAGUCUGCCCGAGAUGCUGGACUUCCAGCGGGUCUUCUUGCAGACACUGGAGGAGAGGAUCGCCUCCUCCCCCGACUUCAGCACCCUGGAGACGCCUUCCCAGUUUAAGAAGCUGCUCUUCUCUCUCGGGGGCUCCUUCCUCUACUACGCUGACCACUUCAAGCUCUACAGCGGCUUCUGUGCAAACCACAUCAAGGUCCAGCAGGUCCUGAAGAGAGCUAAGACAGAUCAGGCCUUCAAAGAGUUCUUGGAUGCGAAGAACCCCACCAAGCAGCACUCCUCCACCCUGGAGUCGUACCUCAUAAAGCCUGUGCAGAGGGUGCUGAAGUACCCCCUGCUGCUCAGGGAGCUGGUCUCCCUCACCGACGCAGACAGCGAGGAGCACUACCACCUCAGCGAGGCUCUGAAAGCCAUGGAAAAGGUGGCCAGCCACAUCAACGAGAUGCAGAAGAUCUACGAGGACUACGGCUCCGUCUUCGACCAGCUGGUGGCGGAGCAGACGGGUCAUGUGAAAGAGGUCACCGAGAUUUCCAUGGGAGAGUUUCUCAUGCAUUCUUCAGCGAUCUGGCUCAACCCCCAUCCCUCGCUGGGCCGCAUGAGAAAAGAUCCCGAGCUGACUGUGUUCGUCUUCAAGAAAGCAGUGAUAUUGGUCUACAGGGAAAACAACAAGCUGAAGAAGAAGAUGACCAACCCUCGAUCGGCUCUGUGUCACGGAGAUUCUGACCCAUUUAAGUUCCGCUGGCUUAUCCCGCUCUCCGCGCUGCAGGUCCGGCUGGGAAACACUGCAGGAACAGGCACUGAAAGCAGCUGCAUCUGGGAGCUGAUCCACUCCAGGUCUGAAGUGGAGGGCAGACCUGAGACGGUCUUCCAGCUGUGCAGCAGUGAGCCAGAGGGCAAGGUGAACAUCAUAAAGGUGCUGCGCUCCAUCCUGCGGGAGAACGUGAGGAGGGCCGUGAGGAGCGAGGGCACGCUGGACAGGAGCUGCAGGGAACAGCCGGCCCCCCUCCGCCGCACGCUGCCCGCCUCUGCCAAGCUCGGUUCCACCAGGGUUUCCUGGUGGUGUAAGCAGCCGCCUGAGGGCUCCGCCCAGGGUGGGAAUCCCAAGCCGGGGCCAGACUCGGAUGAGGGCAGCCUAAGCAGUGGAACCUACAGUUUUUCGGGGGCCCCUCCGGCCUGCACCUCCUCUGACUCGCACAGCUUCCCUCCUCAGCCCUCCUGGGCUGAGCCUCGGGGGCCUGCCCCCCCCACCCGCUCCGCCUCGGUCAAAGAGUCGGACAUACUGAGCGACGAGGACGACGACGGCUUCAGCGAGGGGGUGGCCAGGCGGGAUAGCGGGGACAGCGGCUCCCCGACCAGCGCCAUCGAAGCUCAGUUCAUCCAGCUGAAGCUGUCCGAGGACGCCGUGCCAAAGUGCGCCCCGGCCCCCCGCGUGCAGCCGGAGGGGAGCGGGGACACCCCGGAGAUCCAGCAGAAGACGGCGCGGGGCCGCUUCGGCGCCGGCAGGAGAAAAACGGGCAGUCUGAAGGGUCACCGCGGGGUGCUGCUGCACAUGAGGGAGCAAAGCGGGUCAGCGGACGGCGGCGUAGACCCGGCGGCGGCCCCGUGCGGCGCCGCGGACCUCAGCACGCUGCUGGAGCGGGAGUUCAGCGUCCAGAGCCUGACCUCUGUGGUCAACGAGGACUGUUUCUUUGAUCCCUCUGAAAGCUGCGCCGCAGACUGUGGGAACGCCACGUCCCCUUAG
Messenger RNA from Menidia menidia (Atlantic silverside), 6108 nucleotides. NCBI's taxonomy places the organism in Eukaryota, Metazoa, Chordata, Actinopteri, Atheriniformes, Atherinopsidae. The record is from the annotation of a GenBank genome assembly.